Molecule: messenger RNA, 2768 nt
Organism: Daldinia vernicosa
Lineage: Eukaryota; Fungi; Ascomycota; Sordariomycetes; Xylariales; Hypoxylaceae
Product: Rad4-domain-containing protein
Exons: 2
Coding region: 217-2709 (830 amino acids)
Biological process (GO): nucleotide-excision repair; mismatch repair
Cellular component (GO): cytoplasm; nucleotide-excision repair factor 2 complex; XPC complex
Molecular function (GO): damaged DNA binding; single-stranded DNA binding
Source: RefSeq, a predicted model, not a curated record
CUCGAUCGCGGAUGCAACUAAAUGCCGAACACUUACGUUAAGCUCAGGCACUUUUCUGCCUAUGUAAAGCAUUUGUAAGGGGAUUAACUUGCAAUGGCACCAUGCAUCCCCAACUAUUAUUAUAUUUGUUGCUGCCGAUAUAACGCUCACGUUUAACAUCCAUUUAAUUCGCUACUUUAGGUAAUAUAUCAUAAUUUAUGAUUCUAUUCUGAUCUGAUGGCCGGAAGGAAGCGUGCAGCAUCUAGAAAUCAUGCGACGAACACGACGACGGCCUCUGGGUCCGCCCGACAGACGAGGUCCAGUGCGAGGCGCUCUAAUGUUCCGGAUAUAUAUCGCCAAAUGCUUGUCGAAGCCGAUGUCCAGCCUGAUGCGCCCUUACCUGAGCGGCCAUUAAAAAGGCGGCGACCCGGCCAGAAAAAUGAAGAACCACCCAAGAAACCGAAUCCCCCGGAGAUAACGCCGAAGAUUGAGGAUGUAGACGAUGAAGAGGGUAUACAGUUUGAGGAUGUGCCCUUACCAGCCGCAACCAUUCAGACGGUAUAUAGAGAUUCGGAUGAAGAAGAAGAAGAAGAAGAAGAUGACGAUGAUAUACAAUUUGAAGAUGUCGAUUUCUCGGUACCUCCGAACUUAAAUAAUACCGAAGGUGCUAAAGAUGCCAAUAAGGAUUUGGUUCUUGACUUCUCGACGCAGACAGCUAGAGGCGCCCAGAAGACUGUUGAUCGGCGAAAGCCGAUUAGCAGGGCAGAAAAAGAUCGUCGAAUUGAAAUACAUAAGACGCAUCUGCUCUGCCUCUUAGCCCAUGUCGCUCGUAGAAAUCGGUGGUGCAAUGAUGCUAUCGUUCAGGACACGCUACGAACACACCUGACCAAGAAAAUGGUCAAAUAUCUCAACCCAGGGACCCAGCUUACUCAAUUCGGACGGGCACAAUCCCUUAAGGAUGGUCUGGAGCAAGUGGGAACCAUGUAUAAAACAAAAUUUCAGAUCACCGAGCGAGGACUUCGCCGGGCGCUUUGGGCUGAGAAUGAAGAGCAUCUUAAAGGCUACAAGCUCCCAGACGAUGUAGAAUCAUCUAGAGAAAAGCCAGAUUUCCGAGAAGCGGCAAAAUCUCUCCGUGGCUCGCGUGAUGUCGGCGCACAAUUGUAUUGUGCACUUCUCCGCAGCGCUGGGGUUGAAGCCAGGCUCGUGUGUUCCCUUCAACCUCUUGCUUUUUCUUCCGGAGGCCCUCCUUUAGGAAAACCGCCAAAACCGGAAGGAAAGCUAUCCAUCGCAGCGCGAUAUGCACAGAUGCAACAGAAUGCUGCAAAUAAUAAUGAUAAUAAUAAUACGGCCAAUUCACCAGAUGAGGUCGUUUGCCCAAUCCGCAGGCGGUUAGGGCAUCCGAACGCUAUGGCUUUCCAGGUUCCUACAGUUCAUACUGCUAGUUCAUCUCGCGAAGCUCCUCCUGUGCCUAAAAAGAUCCGGGAAUCACGCCAUCCUGUCUAUUGGGUUGAAGUUCUAGACGAAGCCCACCAGAAAUGGCAGCCCGUCGACCCAUUAGUGACAGACUCGUUCUGGAAACCUCAGAAAAUGGAACCCCCAGCUUCUGACCGAGAAAAUUGUAUGACCUAUGUUGUUGCCUUUGAAGCUGAUGGCACGGCAAAAGAUGUAACUCGCCGCUAUGCGAAAGCGUUCAACGCGAAAACAAGAAAGAUGCGAAUCGAAAGCGCAGAGGCUACUGGUGAAAGGUGGUGGCGGAAAGUUCUUAGGGCUUUUUCCCGCGGGUUCACUUCAGACUUAGAUCAGAUUGAGAAUAACGAAUUGACAGCCGCUGAGUUACGGGAGCCGAUGCCCCGUAACAUUGCUGACUUUAAGGACCAUCCUAUAUAUGCGCUUGAACGACACUUUAGGCGGAACGAGGUACUUGUGCCUGGUGCUUCUGCGUCAGGAACUAUAGGGGCUGGUAGUAACGGACCCCUAGAGAAAAUCUACAGGCGUAAGGAUGUACAGAUUGCUCGUAGUAGGGAAAAGUGGUAUCGAAUGGGCAGGGAGGUUCUCCCGAAUGAGAUACCUGCUAAAUUCCUACCUAAACGUGCAAAACAGAAGACUGAUUCAUUUGAUGACGAGGAGGAUGGGGAUCCCGACGGGACAGUCGGAACACCAAUAUUCACAAUCAAUCAGACGGUACAAUUCAAACAUCCCCCGGUUGUCAACGGGCGAGUGCCGAAGAACCGAUUUGGAAAUUUAGAUAUUUACGUGCCCGGCAUGGUUCCGGAAGGCGGCGCCUACGUGGCUGAUGAGCUCGGCGCCCGAGCUGCCUUCAUACUGGGGGUGGACUAUGCUCCCGCCCUUACUGGCUUUCAAUUUAGGGGUAGACAAGGCACAGCCGUCCUAUACGGGGUGGUUGUUGCCGCAGAACAUGAGGAGGCUGUCCGGGCUGUGAUUACAGGUCUUCAAGACCGGGAAGCCGACAUAGAGAAGGAAUUGCGGGCCCGCGAAGCUCUCAAGACUUGGAAAUUAUUCUUGAGGGGCCUUAGGGUUCGGCAACGGAUCUGGGAAGGUGUUGACUCUGAAGAGGAAACCCAGAAUCCAGAUACUACCGACGUCGAUAAGGGAAAAGGGGUAGCACAGGAGCCGGACAUGGAGGACGCGGCACAGCAAAGUGAUGACAGCGAUGAAGCUGGAGGCUUUAUGAUAGAUGACGACUACGCUGGUGGCUUCAUGGCCGAUUAAGCCUGGGGCUCAAUACAAAUUAUGCGGCCUUUAAACGUUUACGCGACUAGCUACCUUGG